Messenger RNA from Mixia osmundae IAM 14324, 636 nucleotides. RefSeq lists its product as uncharacterized. Gene Ontology annotation, cellular component: ribosome; cytosolic small ribosomal subunit. Gene Ontology annotation, biological process: translation; ribosomal small subunit assembly; maturation of SSU-rRNA from tricistronic rRNA transcript (SSU-rRNA, 5.8S rRNA, LSU-rRNA). Gene Ontology annotation, molecular function: small ribosomal subunit rRNA binding; structural constituent of ribosome; mRNA 5'-UTR binding. Lineage: Eukaryota; Fungi; Basidiomycota; Mixiomycetes; Mixiales; Mixiaceae. The coding region runs from base 1 to 636 and encodes 211 amino acids. The record is from RefSeq and is a predicted model, not a curated record. The transcript is spliced from 4 exons.
AUGGCACCGAAAGCAAAGGUCGUCAAGGAAGUCGAGAACAUCUCUCUCGGCCCUCAGGUGAAGGAAGGGGAGCUCGUCUUUGGCGUUGCACACAUCUUUGCCUCGUUCAAUGAUACCUUUGUUCACAUCACCGAUCUGUCCGGCAAGGAAACCAUCUCUCGCGUCACGGGCGGCAUGAAGGUCAAGGCCGAUCGUGACGAGUCCUCACCCUACGCUGCCAUGUUGGCCGCCGCAGACGCUGCUGCUCGCUGCAAGGAGAUUGGCAUCACCGCGUUGCACAUCAAGCUUCGCGCAACGGGUGGAGUUGGCACCAAGACGCCCGGACCAGGUGCUCAGUCUGCUCUCCGCGCUCUCGCUCGUGCCGGCAUGCGUAUUGGCCGCAUUGAGGACGUCACGCCCGUUCCCACCGAUUCUACCCGAAGAAAGGUACGCACUCUGCGUUUGUUGGCAGUGCACAAUCCUGACGAUACUCUCCGGCUUACAGGGUGGUCGUCGCGGUCGUCGUUUGUAGACAGCCGAGCGCAGUGGGGCAGAGUCACUUACAGGCUCGCUCAAGGUCGAAGGAAGGGAGACGGCGUCUCGACGCUCUCUGCUCUUUCCGGUGUGCUACGGUCGAUGCAUGUAUCGAUGCAGUAG